AUGUCUUCGUCCAUCGAUAUUCCCAACGCCUAUAGGCCUUCCCCCAAGACUGUAGCCAGCUCAUCCGACAGCUCCUACUCUAGCUCGCCACGCUCACCUACCGCGUCGUCACCUCCUAAGAGGGACAUGCUGCAUUCACGCAGGCCCAGUCUUCUCAGCUCCUCCAUCUCCAAGCAAGAAGCUACCGUCAUCAAUAUCGGGGACCCUGAUGGUCCGCCUCGAUUGAUCACGUAUCUCUCUUCCAGCCAGGGGUUCGCUUGGAACCCAGAAAUCUUUCUCCCAUCCUACAUUGACUGCGACUACGUACCCCUCGAAAACUUCCGAGACCCCGUUCACGAAGUCAUGCUCACUGACGAGGAGCUGAAGCAGAUGCUCCCCCAAUAG
Molecule: messenger RNA, 384 nt
Organism: Geosmithia morbida
Lineage: Eukaryota; Fungi; Ascomycota; Sordariomycetes; Hypocreales; Bionectriaceae
Exons: 3
Coding region: 1-384 (127 amino acids)
Source: RefSeq, a predicted model, not a curated record